UGUUGUUGUGGUUGUGAGAAGGCGGCAGCGGCGGCGAAGCAGCCGGACAACACGGUCCAGUGGCCCAGGCACUGCCCCCCGCCGGCCCUGGCUGGGAGCCUCGUGGGGUGGCGGAGGAGGCCGUGCCGUGACGGGCCUCGCCAUGUCCUGCCGCUCGAUCUCAGCAUAAGGGAAAGAAGAGCCUUGUUAGACACUGAAGAAGGGACGAGGAUUUCUCCUCCUAGUCUGGGCCUCCUGUCAUGGAUGAAGAGACUCGGCACAGCCUUGAGUGCAUCCAGGCCAAUCAGAUCUUUCCCAGGAAGCAGCUGAUCCGGGAGGAUGAGAAUCUUCAGGUCCCUUUCCUUGAACUUCAUGGAGAGAGCACAGAGUAUGUGGGCCGUGCUGAGGAUGCCAUCAUUGCCCUUUCCAAUUAUAGACUUCACAUCAAGUUCAAGGAGUCUCUUGUUAAUGUUCCAUUACAGCUUAUAGAAAGUGUUGAAUGCCGAGAUAUAUUUCAGCUUCAUUUGACUUGUAAAGACUGUAAAGUUAUCAGGUGUCAGUUCUCAACCUUUGAGCAGUGUCAAGAGUGGCUGAAGAGACUGAAUAAUGCAAUCCGACCACCUGCUAAAAUAGAGGAUCUCUUCUCAUUUGCAUACCACGCUUGGUGCAUGGAGGUCUAUGCCAGUGAAAAAGAGCAACAUGGAGACCUGUGCAGACCAGGGGAGCAUGUAACGUCAAGGUUUAAAAACGAGGUGGAGAGGAUGGGUUUUGAUAUGAACAACGCGUGGAGGAUUUCCAACAUCAAUGAAAAGUACAAGUUAUGUGGUAGCUAUCCCCAAGAGCUCAUAGUCCCUGCCUGGAUCACUGACAAAGAACUAGAAAGUGUAGCAAGCUUCAGGUCUUGGAAGCGCAUCCCUGCCGUCGUCUACAGGCACCAGAACAAUGGAGCUGUCAUUGCGCGCUGUGGACAGCCGGAGGUUAGCUGGUGGGGCUGGCGAAAUGCAGAUGAUGAGCACCUGGUGCAGUCAGUAGCCAAAGCUUGUGCCUCUGACUCCCGAUCGAGUGGCAGCAAGCUGUCAACUAGGAACAGUUCUCGAGACUUUCCCAAUGGAGGAGACCUUUCUGAUGUGGAGUUUGAUUCUUCUUUGUCAAAUACUUCAGGAGCAGAGAGUUUAGCCAUUCAACCGCAGAAGCUUUUGAUCUUGGAUGCACGCUCCUAUGCAGCAGCUGUGGCAAACCGAGCCAAAGGAGGUGGCUGUGAAUGCCCAGAGUAUUACCCGAACUGUGAAGUUGUGUUUAUGGGGAUGGCAAACAUUCAUUCUAUUCGGAGGAGUUUUCAGUCUCUGCGGUUGCUGUGCACUCAGAUGCCAGAUCCAGGAAAUUGGCUCUCAGCUCUUGAAAGCACUAAAUGGCUCCAUCACUUGUCUGUGCUCCUAAAAUCAGCACUUCUGGUGGUGCAUGCUGUGGAUCGUGAUCAGCGACCAGUGCUGGUGCACUGUUCAGAUGGCUGGGACCGUACCCCUCAGAUCGUGGCCUUGGCUAAGCUCUUGCUGGACCCUUAUUACCGAACCAUAGAGGGUUUCCAGGUCCUCGUGGAGAUGGAGUGGCUGGAUUUUGGCCAUAAAUUUGCUGACCGGUGUGGUCAUGGAGAGAACUCGGAUGACCUGAAUGAGCGUUGCCCAGUGUUUCUGCAGUGGCUUGACUGUGUUCAUCAGCUUCAGAGGCAAUUUCCUUGCUCUUUUGAGUUCAAUGAAGCAUUCCUUGUGAAACUGGUGCAGCAUACCUAUUCCUGCCUCUUUGGAACAUUCCUGUGCAACAACGCCAAGGAGAGAGGGGAAAAGCAUACUCAGGAACGGACGUGUUCUGUGUGGUCGCUUCUUCGGGCAGGCAAUAAGGCUUUCAGAAACCUCCUGUACUCCUCUCAGUCAGAAGCCGUUCUGUACCCUGUGUGCCACGUGCGUAACCUGAUGCUGUGGAGUGCGGUGUACCUGCCCUGCCCGUCCCCGUCCACCCCCGUGGACGACAGCUGUGCACCCUACCCAGCCCCAGGCACCAGCCCUGAUGAUCCCCCCUUGAGCCGGCUACCAAAGACCAGAUCAUUUGACAAUCUGACCAUAGCCUGCGACAACACAGUGCCUCUGCCCAGCCGGCGCAGCAGUGACCCUAGCCUGAAUGAGAAGUGGCAGGAGCACCGGCGCUCACUAGAACUGAGCAGCCUGGCUGGCCCUGGAGAGGAACCUCUUGCAGCUGACAGCCUAGGGAAGCCUACCAGAGUGCUGGGGGGCGCAGAGCUGUCUGUUGCAGCUGGAGUGGCCGAGGGGCAGAUGGAGAACAUUUUGCAAGAAGCCACCAAAGAGGAGAGUGGGGUAGAGGAGCCUGCCCACAGGGGGAGCACCGAGAUGCAGGAAGUGAAAGAGGAGGCCCUCUUAGCAAAGGAGAGCAGGAGAAAGACGCCCGAGGGCUUAGCCAUGGGACUUCACCAAGACCCAGAACUGAGUGGUGCCACUCUGAAGAGCAAUCCAGGCCCAAGCCUGUCUCUGUUCUCACAGGGUAUUCCUGAACAGCAGGGUGGGCACAGUGUUCUCCCCAGUUCUCUCCAGGCCCCACCCAGCGGAGAGAAUUCCCAGGAGGUCCCUGUGGAGCAGCUUCCAACAGGAGAGAUGGCAGAGGAUAACGAAGAAAAAGUCCUUCUAGUCCCAACAGAUGAAAACGUUGGCUAUGAUACCUCACAGUCACAUUCUCUUCCUUCCCCAGUCCCAUUUGAGACCAGAGGACCAAACCCGGACAGUUCCAUGGACAUGUUAAUGGACGAUAAGGUGAAGUCAGAAAGUGGGCCUCAAGGCCACCAUAGACCUUGUCUGGUGAACACUGGCAGGUUCAGUAGCAAGGACGUGCUUCCCCAAACCGUGGAGCCCAGGCCUUCAGAGAGGAGCCUGGUCGAGAGGCCCCAGGUGGAGUCUCUGGUGCACAGGACAUCCCCUGGCAGCACUCUCAGUCCAACACGUUCCCCUUGUGCCUUGCCUUUAGCCGAAUGUAAAGAGGGACUUGUGUGCAACGGUGCCCCAGAGACUGAAAACCAGGCCUCAGAGCAGCCUCCAAGGCUUAGCACCCUCCAGAAGUACCCCGCACCCAACGGGCACUGCGCCAGUGGGGAGGCUGGUAGGAACAAGGACUCGCUCAGCCGCCAGCUAUCUGCUACAAGCUUUAGCUCUGCCCACUUACACUCAAGGAACUUGCACCACAAGUGGCUGCACAGCCACUCUGGAAGGCCGUCUGCAAGUGGUAGCCCCGACCAGCCUUCCCGCAGCCACCUGGACGAUGACGGCAUGCCUGUGUACACGGACACGAUCCAACAGCGCCUGCGUCAGAUUGAGUCGGGCCACCAGCAGGAAGUGGAGACCUUGAAGAAACAAGUUCAGGAGCUGAAGAGUCGCCUGGAGAGCCAGUACCUGACCAGCUCCCUGCGCUUUAAUGGGGACUUUGGGGAUGAAGUGACUUCAAUCCCCGACUCGGAAAGCAUUCUGGAUCAGAGCUGUUUGUCUCGCUGCAGCACAGAGAUUUUCUCUGAAGCCAGCUGGGAACAGGUGGAUAAACAGGACACAGAGAUGACCCGUUGGCUCCCUGACCACCUGGCUGCCCACUGCUAUUCGUGUGACAGUGCCUUCUGGCUCGCCAGCAGGAAGCACCACUGCAGGAAUUGUGGGAACGUAUUCUGCUCCAGUUGUUGUAACCAGAAGGUUCCGGUGCCCAGCCAGCAGCUCUUUGAACCCAGUCGAGUGUGCAAGUCUUGCUAUAGCAGCCUACAUCCCACAAGCUCCAGCAUUGACCUUGAACUGGAUAAGCCCAUUGCUGCCACUUCAAACUGAAGCUCAGUGACCUGGGGUGGGCAGAGGCCAAGAUGCUAUUCCUCUGACAGGUCCACACAGCCUGGGCAGACCGAGAGCCCGUGCACUUGGAGUGGGGGCAUGGAACUACCUGUACGGAGUGACAGAAAUUUGGGAUGUACCACUGGAUUGUAGACUGACUUUUCUUUUCCUGUCCCUCACCCCCACCACGCCCUACCCUUUCCAUCCUUCCUCUCUGCCUUCAGAAAACAAAAAAGUCCCUUGGUUGUCUUAAUUUUUUUUUUUUUUUGGGAUGGAAGACCAGAGGAUGCCAGGCCCUCUGUAACAGCUGAGCCGCCUGCUGUCAGGUGACGCUGAGGGAUGGCUUGGUUGGUUCUUCUGGGUGGGAGGAGGCUGGUCAGAGCCAGGAGUGGAGAUCUGAGACAGUGAGCUGGGAAGAAAGCCAGUGCUAACAUUUGUGACCAUUCUCACGCCACCGCCACAUCAGAGCUGUUCGGGAAACCUUCGCUGUUGGGGAGGCUGGAAGCAACUUCCCUAAGAGCACUGCCUGGUGCCCUCUCCCUCCUGAGAGGGGCUGGGCCAGCCCCACCUCACAGAUAACUGGGAUUGACAUUUGGAGGGAGGGGGGUACAUGGUAAAUGGCACUCCUUAGACCCCCCUUUGGGAAAGGAAGGUAUAUGCUCCUUCAAGCCAGGUGAGGGGCUGGGAAUGGGUCACCAGCAUGUUGUCCCCUUUGGGAUUCUGUUUUUAACUUGACCCAGAUUGUCUAGGGCUCUGUCAGGGGGCUGCCGCCCUGGGCCAGGCUCUGUAGUGCUUCCCAUCCUCAGGCAUAAGAAUGCAGACUGGCCAGAAUGCAGUGGCCAAGGCCAAAGCCUGCCCUGAGCCCAGGCACUCCUGGGUCCCUCUUGCAGAGCCUUGUCCCCCAAACAAUGUCUCUUCCUCGGCCAGCACAGGGAAAUCCAGACUCAGGGUUCCAAAAAUCCCCCUUUCCCAAGCCAAACAAAUCAUGGAUCUCCCCCUUGAGGGUAGAAUCAGCCUUUAGAGUUAGAAGCCUCUGGAAAAGGGAGCGAGUCCCCAUACAAUCAGCCUUCCUCCUCCCCUUCUUGCAGCAGCAGGAGGGGCCCAGCAGUCCUCUUCCCUGCUCCUGGCUGCCUGAGUAGGCAUGUGUCUGGCUGCUGGCCAGCAGUGAAGGGCCACUUGGUGACUCCGCAGGGUUCCUUAGAGAAGUGACAUGGCCUGGAGGAGAUUUGGGGCACCUUUCCUCAGUGAGCUUUGAUAUGGUCCAGAAAGAGCUUUAAAUCAAGAAUAUUUGUGGUGGAGGUGAGUGUGGGAAGGGUGGAGAGGAGUUUAGAUUUGUGCUUUGUAAUCUUGGCAUCCAUGUUUUGUGCCUGCCCUCCCUCUUGGGGAAGGGCCAUGCUUGGCUCUGCUGAAAGCUGCUAACUGGUGACAGGGCACAGAGAAGCCUAAGUUCUGACCCUGCCCUGUACUCUCCUUCCCCUUUGGAAGCAGUUCUGUGGCCAAGGGCAAGUUGUGUCUCAGGAAGGUGGCUCCUGUGUGUGCCUGAGUGUGAUUAAGGUGUGGCCCAGAAGCCUUUCCUGGUGCUGUCAGUCCAGGCAAAGCCCAGAGCAUCUGCGCACAUCUCUGACUUCCAGCAGCAGCAGGUUGCUCAGAGUUUGAGUUUAGGGAAACAAGGUGUAGUUCUCCGCACUCGGUGUGGUCUGGUCGUGCAGGUAGGGAUACGUCGUUCUAAUGGAAGAUUGUGCAGUUCCUAGUGACAGGUGCCAAGAGGUUAUGAUACGGGUUUCUUGGGUCUGAUGUACAGUGUGAAUAAAUGCUUGCAACUUUUAGCCCUUUUUUGAUCAAUGAAGCACUUUUUUAAUAUUUUCCUUUGUAUGUAAAGGAGGAACCGUAACUCUCCGUAGCUGUACAUAUAACCCUUUUCUCCUAAAGAGGAGUCAGUCAUUGCUCCUAUAUUUUUCAUUUUUUGUCAAAACAAGAAGUAAAUACUUUAGAAUUGUUAAAUAUAUAAAUAAAGUGAAUAAAGUUGAGUGUUCCGCAUGGUA
Molecule: messenger RNA, 5887 nt
Organism: Propithecus coquereli (Coquerel's sifaka)
Lineage: Eukaryota; Metazoa; Chordata; Mammalia; Primates; Indriidae
Gene: MTMR3
Product: myotubularin related protein 3
Exons: 19
Coding region: 240-3845 (1201 amino acids)
Biological process (GO): dephosphorylation; regulation of autophagy
Molecular function (GO): phosphatidylinositol-3,5-bisphosphate 3-phosphatase activity; protein phosphatase binding; metal ion binding
Source: RefSeq, a predicted model, not a curated record